CAGUCAGUUUAUUAGUGAAUAGUUUUAAGAAUGUGUUUAAAAUUAGUUGUUAUUGUUGUAACUUUAUUAGCAUGUUCUGUGACUUUUACGCUUAGUGCACGAAUAUUGUUUAUGUUACCAGCACCAUCAUUAAGUCAUCACAUAUUUUAUAGACAAAUCAUUAAAGAAAUAUUAUUAAGAGGUCAUGAAGUUGUAUCAAUUACACCUGAUCCUAUCAACGAUCCAAACUUAAGAAACUUGACAGAAAUUGACAUUCAUAAAGAGACAUAUGAAGUUAUAGAUGGUCAAAAAUGGUUAGAAGAAGCACAAUAUCAACCAUCAACGGAAGUAAAUCGAAUGCGAUUAUAUUUACCUCUUUUAAGGGAAACAGCAGAUCAAGUAUUAAGUGCACCCAAAGUAAAAGAAUUAAUUCAGAGUCAAAAUGAACAUUUUGAUUUAGUUAUUGUUGAAAUGAUAAUGAUGAGCGCGCAUUUCUUUGGGUUUAGGGAGCGAUUCAAUUGUCCUGCCAUAGGUCUUGCAUCGAUGGAAACUUCUCUUAAUGGUAUGGAUGCAAUUGGUAAUUCACCUCAUCCAAACUAUUAUGGAAGCUUCUUUACGGAGUAUUCUGGUGGAAAUUUAAGCUUUUGGGAACGUUUACUUUUACUUUGGCAUCAUAUUGACUUUAGACUUUAUUAUCAUUUUCAAUAUUUGCCGAUUUCAAAUGAAAUGCUUGUAAAACAUUUUAAUAUUACGACUAAAACGGCCUGGGAUUUGGAAAAAUCCGUCGAUUUAAUUUUGACAAACACAAAUCCAAUAUUUCAUGUUCCUAAACCGAAAGUUCCAAAUUUAAUAGAUAUUGGAGGAUUACAUCAGCGUGAAAAAAAACCUCUUCCAAAAGAACUAAAACAGUUUUUGGAUAGUUCAAAACAAGGUGUUAUUUACUUUAGUUUGGGCUCUAAUGUCAAAAGUGGAAAUUUACCUUCUGAAAAGAGAGCAGCUAUACUUGAAGCUUUCAAGAAACUACCAUACAAUAUUUUAUGGAAAUGGGAGAAAGAAACUUUAACUGAUAAACCAGUAAAUGUCUUAACUCAAAGCUGGUUACCACAACAAGAUGUCUUAGAUCAUCCUAAUUUAAAAGCGUUCGUCACACAAGGAGGCAUACAAUCAUUGGAAGAAGCAAUACGAAGUACAGUACCAAUGAUUUGUAUACCGUUUGGUGGUGAUCAGAAUUUUAAUGCACGCCGGAUUUCUGACUUGGGAAUUGGUCGACGUUUACUUUUUGAGGAUAUAACAACAGACACACUAAAGGAUGCUAUAAGUGAGGUAGCCGGUAAUCCGAACUUCAAAACGAACAUUACACAAUUAGCAAGAGUUAUGUACGAUCAACCCACAAAACCAUUAAAUCGUGCUAUAUGGUGGAUUGAAUAUGUUAUUCGACAUGGUGGGGCCAGACAUUUACGAUGUCCGGCGGCUGAUUUACCUUGGUACAAAUAUUUAUUGCUUGAUAUUAUCGGAUUUAUUUUAGGGAUAAUGAUUUUCAGUUUGGUUGUAAUUGUUUGUCUAAUUAAAGUAAUAUCUGGAUUAUUAAUUUCUAAGAAACCUAAAGAUAAACGAGAAUAAAUAAUAGGAGAUGAUACUUCGAAAGUAUCCGUUAUAAUAUCAUUUGUAUCACGACUUUUUUCCGCGUGUAUUUAGUUUGUUGUUGGCGACGAAUAAAUGAGCCAUAACCUAGGGUAUUUUACAUAAAAUAAACGGAUGGAUUUUAUUACUUGAAUAAAAGUUUUUUUCUUGAUAUUUUCAUUUUCAAAUAAUUAUUUUUCCAAAAGUAAGAUUAACUGCACAACAUAAAUAUUGGCUUAUGUGGAUGAAAAAACUGUAUAUAUUAAAUAAAUUAUGUUUUGAAACUCAGUUGAUAAAACAAACAAAGCCAAGAAAUACCUCUUUGUUUCUUUCUGUACAAGAUAUUCAAACAUUUCGCAUUGUUUGAAAUCUUCAAUUUUUACAACUGUGCAA
Chrysoperla carnea is the source of this 1992-nucleotide messenger RNA. Its product is annotated as UDP-glycosyltransferase UGT5-like. Lineage: Eukaryota; Metazoa; Arthropoda; Insecta; Neuroptera; Chrysopidae. Gene Ontology annotation, molecular function: UDP-glycosyltransferase activity. The transcript has 4 exons. The coding region runs from base 31 to 1599 and encodes 522 amino acids. The record is from RefSeq and is a predicted model, not a curated record.